Molecule: messenger RNA, 556 nt
Organism: Teleopsis dalmanni
Lineage: Eukaryota; Metazoa; Arthropoda; Insecta; Diptera; Diopsidae
Gene: RpS17
Product: 40S ribosomal protein S17
Exons: 3
Coding region: 99-494 (131 amino acids)
Biological process (GO): translation
Cellular component (GO): ribosome
Molecular function (GO): structural constituent of ribosome
Source: RefSeq, a predicted model, not a curated record
AAUAGCUGAACUCUACAAAAACCUUAUGUCAAACAAUAUAAUACAUACGUCCAUACAAAAACAUAGUUCGCUGUUCUUUUCCGGUAAAAUCGUUCGCCAUGGGUCGUGUCAGAACCAAAACAGUAAAGAAGGCUGCUAAAGUCAUCAUUGAGAAGUACUACACUCGCCUUACAUUGGACUUUCACACAAAUAAGAGAAUCUGUGAGGAAGUUGCAAUUAUCCCUACCAAACCACUAAGAAACAAAAUUGCCGGAUAUGUUACUCACUUAAUGGGCCGUUUGCGUCACUCGCAAGUGCGUGGUAUUUCAAUAAAGCUGCAAGAAGAAGAACGCGAACGUCGCGAUAAUUACGUUCCGGCCGUAUCUGCUUUGGAACAAGACAUCAUUGAAGUCGAUCCUGAUACCAAGGAGAUGUUGAAACUCUUGGACUUCCACAACAUUCGUGGUCUCCAAUUGACUCAACCUUCUACUAACAACUUCAGCAGAAGAAAUUAGAUUUUAUUUAAACAUAAAUAAUAAACGGAUAAUUUUUUUCAAUAAAAAAAUUAAAAUCUAAA